GCUCUGAAGGAUCCGUACUGUGGCUGGUGUGUCUUGGAGGGCAGGUGUACUAGGAGAUCUGAUUGCAGGCGAGCAGAGGAGAAGAAUGGCUGGCUGUGGAGCCCUCGGCAGCAGUGUGUGAAGAUUGUGUCCUUCCACCCACCCAACCUCAGCUGUACAAAGACCCAGCAGGUGGAGAUCAACGUUCCCUCCCUCCCAUCCAUCGGUGGUUCGGACCGCCUGUGCUGUGUCUUCCGCUCCUUCCAAAGCGAAGGCACCAUGUCCGACUCCGGUCAGGUGACCUGCUCGCUCCCCCACACUGCCGCUCUCCCCCCAACACCGGAGGACCAGGACUUUGUAGCCGUGCCAGUGAAGAUCUACGUGAACGAGACAGUGGAGCUGGCAACCAGGGAGUUUAAGUUCUACAACUGCUCCGCCACAGUAAAGAAAGCGGAAAACACACCGUGCAUGUCCUGUGUGGCUAGUCCAUGGGGCUGCCAGUGGAACACCCGGGGCCACACCUGCAGUGACAUGGACGACACGGUCACAGACACCAUCAUCAGACACAAACAGAUGACAAAGUGUCCUCAGUUUGAGAACCCUGACCCCGUCCUCAUCCCUGUUGGCUUCAAAACCACCAUCAGCUUUGAGGGCAUCAACCUAGACCUCUACAAGGAUCGGACGUUCUCCAUCGGUACCGAGUUGAUGGGGAACACAGAGGAGGACGUCAGGACCGAAAAUGGACCUUUCUACAGUUUCAGCGGCUUCGCCUUUUCUUUCAACAAGUCACCAGAGACAAACGUGCUCUUCUAUGUGAAGGACAGAGACUCGGGCAAAAAGAUAGACAGCACACUGAAUGUGACUCUGUACAACUGCUCCAUGGGGCGAGAAGACUGCAGCCUGUGCAAGAACGCAGACCCCAAGUACAGGUGCGUGUGGUGCACCAGCAGGAAGUCGUGCGUGUACGAGAAGCUGUGCUCCGAAAACCCCCAGGACACGGAGUGCCCUGACCCCCAGAUCUCCGACAUCAUCCCUCGCUUCGGACCCAUGAGGGGGGGCAUCUCCGUCACCAUCAGGGGCUCCAACCUAGGCAUCCACAAGGAGGAUAUCAAGAGCAUCACUGUGGUGGGGGUCCCCUGCGCACACCAGGAUGACAAGUACACCGUCUCCACCAGUGUGGUGUGUGAGAUUGGCCUCCUGGACCCCCUGAGUACCAGCUGGGGCCAAGUAGAGGUGGAGGUGGCCGGAGGGAAGAGAGGAACCUCCUCUGUCUACUUUACAUACAGGGACCCCAUCCCCCAGGUGGUUCACCCCUCCAAGGGGCCCAAAGCUGGGGGGACACUUAUCACCAUAUCUGGCUCCAACCUGGACACUGCCACCAAGAACGACAUUCAAGUGACCGUCGGAGCGGUGGAGUGCACCGUAAUUCACUUCGGCCCCGAGAUCAUCUGCAAAACAGGACAGUACAAUGCUGAGAAAGUGCCGUCCCACCCGUUGACCAUGACGGUCAAGUACGGUCGGAAGACGACCACAACCAUCCACGCUGCCUUCCAGUUCUUGGAGAACCCCAACAUCCUGGAGCAUGACCCCAAAAGCAGCUUUGUCUGUGGAGGGAGGACGAUUGUAGUAACGGGCUCAGGGUUCGACCUCAUCCAGAGUGCCGUCAUAAAAGUUCAAGCUAUGGGGGAGGACUGGUCUGGAAUCGCCCAUAAGGAAUCUGAGUUCACCCAGGAGUGCCACAGUAAGAAUGACACCAUGCUUAAGUUCCAGUCCCCGGGGGUGAACAGCUCCUACCAGAUCCAGGACUACAGGACCUUCAUCCUGCUGGACAACUGGGAGAGGGAGCUCAAACCCUUUGACUACCACCAGGACCCCACCUUCGACGAGCUGACCAAGAAGGUCAUCACUCCCAGCAGCAUGAUCAUCGUCACCGGACAAGGCUUCUCCAAGGCCAUGACGGAGAAAGAGGCCCAGGCUUUUGUCGGGGACGUCCCCUGUGUGGUCAACACCCUGAAGGACGACAAGAUGUUUCUAGAACCUCCUUCCACCCAGCCCAGGGCUCGCUCCAAACGACAACGCCGGGACACAAGCUCUGACCCCCUGGACCUGCUGAUCAAGUUUGGGAACGGAGAGUGGGUGGUGGGAUCGGUCCACUACGAGAGGAAGUACGAGGUCCCCUUCCUGAUCAUCAUCCCUGCCGUCAUCAUCCCCAUGCUGCUCAUUAUAGCCAUCUCAGUCUACUGCUACAGGAGGAAGAGUCAGCAGGCAGAGAGGGAGUAUGAGAAAGUCAAACACCAACUUGAGAACUUGGAGGAGAGUGUUCGGGACCGCUGCAAGAAGGAGUUCACAGACCUGAUGAUUGAGAUGGAGGACCACACCAACGAGCUAAGCGAGGGCCGCAUCCCAUUCCUGGACUACAAGACCUACACGGACCGCGUCUUCUUCCUGCCCUCCAAGGACGGCGCCAACGACGUCAUGAUCACGGGCAAGCUAGACAUCCCUGAGAACCGCAAGGCCAUCGUGGCCCAGGCCCUCAACCAGUUCUCCAACCUGCUCAACAGCAAGACCUUCCUCAUCAAUUUCAUCCGCACGCUGGAGGGCCGUCCUGACUUCAACGCCAGGGCCAAGGUGUACUUCGCCUCGCUGCUCACGGUGGCCCUCCACGGCAAGCUGGAGUACUACACCGACAUCAUGAGGACCCUGCUGCUGGAGCUGAUGGAGGAGUAUGUUCAGAGCAAGAACCCCAAACUGAUGCUGCGCAGAUCAGAGACUGUGGUGGAGAGGAUGCUGUGCAACUGGAUGUCCAUCUGUCUCUACCAGUUCCUUAAGGACUCGGCGGGGGAACCCUUGUACAAACUGUUCCGUGCACUCAAGCACCAGAUAGAGAAGGGUCCUGUGGAUGCGUGUGUGAAGAAGGCCAAGUACACCCUCAAUGACACGGGCCUGCUGGGGGACGACGUGGAGUACUCCGUCCUGACCCUGCAGGUGCUGGUCCAUGGAGAGGGACCUGAUGUGACGCCUGUCAAGGUGCUGAACUGUGAAACCAUCUCCCAGGUGAAGGAGAAGAUCAUCGAGCAGGUCUACAAGAACUUGACUCACUCACAGAGACCCAAGGUGGACAGUGUCACGCUUGAGUGGCGCCCUGGCUCCACAGGGCAAAUCCUGUCUGACCUGGACCUGACAUCCCAGAAGGAGGGAAGGUGGAAGCGCAUCAACACGCUGGCCCACUACAACGUGCGAGACAACGCUACCCUGGUCCUGUCUAGAGUCCUUCACACUCAACAAAACUACGACCAGAACCAGGACAACCACGAGGAGAGAAACGCUCUGCUGGAGGAUGACAAGGUGUUCCACCUGGUGCGACCAGCAGAUGAGCUGGAUGAGAUCAAGUCUAAGAGAGGCAGCAUGAAGGACAAGUCCAUGACCAAAGCCAUCACGGAGAUCUACCUGACAAGACUGCUCUCUGUCAAGGGAACGUUGCAGCAGUUUGUCGACGAUUUCUUUCGGAGCGUUCUAUGCUCCGGGGCCGUGGUGCCGCCAGCCGUCAAGUACUUCUUUGACUUCCUGGAUGAGCAGGCACUGAAGCACGACAACGUGGACGAAGAGACCAUCCACAUCUGGAAGACCAACAGCUUGCCGUUGAGGUUCUGGGUGAACAUUCUGAAGAACCCCCACUUCAUCUUCGACGUCCACGUGACAGAAGUGGUGGACGCCUCGCUGUCCGUCAUCGCUCAGACCUUCAUGGAUGCCUGCACCAAGAGCGAGCACAAGCUGAGCCGGGACUCCCCAAGUAACAAACUACUCUAUGCAAAGGAGAUCUCCACAUACAAGAAGAUGGUGGAUGAUUACUAUAAGGGCGUCAGGCAGAUGGUAUCAGUAAGUGACCAGGACAUGAAUACUCAUCUGGCAGAGGUGUCUCGGUCACACACAGACAAGCUUAACACACAAGUGGCCCUGCAUCAGCUCUACCAGUACGCCAGCAAAUACUACGACGGGAUCAUCGCCUCCCUGGACGAGGACCCGGCAGCGCAGAGCAAACAGCUGACCCUGCGGCUACAGCAGAUAGCAGCCGCCCUCGAGCACAAAGUGACAGAUCUCUAACCCAAUGGACGGGAGGGCCAGGGGAUGGAGGGAGGGAGGGAUGGACAGAGAU
Molecule: messenger RNA, 4132 nt
Organism: Osmerus eperlanus (European smelt)
Lineage: Eukaryota; Metazoa; Chordata; Actinopteri; Osmeriformes; Osmeridae
Gene: plxnb2b
Product: plexin b2b
Exons: 32
Biological process (GO): regulation of cell migration; semaphorin-plexin signaling pathway involved in axon guidance
Cellular component (GO): semaphorin receptor complex; plasma membrane
Molecular function (GO): semaphorin receptor activity
Source: RefSeq, a predicted model, not a curated record